This is a messenger RNA of Scylla paramamosain (green mud crab), 1323 nucleotides long. RefSeq names its product cytochrome c oxidase assembly factor 8-like (gene Coa8). Gene Ontology annotation, cellular component: mitochondrion. Gene Ontology annotation, biological process: intrinsic apoptotic signaling pathway. The coding region runs from base 564 to 1115 and encodes 183 amino acids. NCBI's taxonomy places the organism in Eukaryota, Metazoa, Arthropoda, Malacostraca, Decapoda, Portunidae. The transcript has 5 exons. The record is from RefSeq and is a predicted model, not a curated record.
UGAAGUGCUGGCUGCUAUGAGCAUCACAGGUGUGUGUUGUGUAUCAACUACAAUGAGAAAGCAGUAGAAAUGAACUCGAGCAUAGUAACUAGAUUAUGUAAUAUGAUGCAGUGUGUGAUAUUGAACUAAAUACAACGCCACGUUAUUUUAUAAUGGGUGAUAUUGAACUAUAAAUAUAACGCCACGUUAUGUUUGCAAUGCACUUUUUCCCCACUGAAAGUAAAGAAGCUUGCAUAAAAUACAUGAAACAAAAAAAAAAAUGUAAGAUAUAAUGUGAAAUAAAAACGUGGGAAAAAGAGAAGAGCUGUAGUAAAUUACAUAAAGGAGGAUCGAAGGAGCGAAUGAGGGAUGACACGAAGGAAGAUGAUAAAAUUAUGUUAAAUAUAAAGGAUGUAUUUAAGUGAUGUAUAAAAAGUGAAAAUGUGCCACAGUAUAAGUUAAUGAAGAAGGAAGAGGAAAAUGAGCCAAAAUCAAGGCGGCCACAGGAAAGAAAGGAGUAUCAGCUGACCGAGGCAGGUGGACGGGUUGGCUGUGUGCUUUCGCCUCUCCUCACGUAACGCAGGAUGCAGCAAUUUUACUGGCAACUAUGUAUGCUACAAAGUAGAGUCAUCAGACCCAUUCCAACCCACAUGCAGCUAUCAACAACCACUGCAUUGAAUUCUCAGAAGCCAAAGAGAAAAGUGAAGAAGCACACAACAACUAUCACAGUCCCAGAGGAAGCCAAGUGUGACUGCAUUGGUCCCCCUCAUCCUCUAAGCAACCUGCGGCAUACCAGGUUCUAUGUGCCACCUGAUGAGACCAUCCUGGAGCGCCAGUACCGCAAGGCUCGCCAACACACCCAGGAGUGGAAUCAGGCAUUCUGGGCCAGCCAUAAUGCUAACUUCAAGAAGAUGAGGCAAGAGUUUAUCCAGAACAACCUAAGACAAAAAUAUGGAGACAGCACAGGGAAGCAAACACUCACAUCUGAUGAAAUGUCCAAGUUUUACAAGAGCUUCCUAGACAAACACCUUGACAUGCACAGAGAGUACAACAAGGAAUGGUACAAGAGGAAUGUGAAGAAUCUCUUUCUCUCUGCCAGAGUUUGGCUGCAGCAAAAAAUGAGCAGCAAUAGAUGACAAAAUUACGUGGCUUAAAUCUUGCCUCCAUGUCUAGUCUUCUGCAGUGAUGCAGGAAACACCUUGUGGGCAUUGAAGACAGCAGCACCGGUGAUGCAAAAUCAACACAAACUUUACACAAGUAGCAAUAUGCAACAGUCAUGUACAUUUUUUCUAGACUUUAAGACUGCAAAUAAUUGCAGAUUUUACUAAUAAAGUUUUAAAAGUA